UCGUGCAAGUGCAAAAAAGCUCGAAAGCUCGCGCAGGCCGCCGGCUGGAACACGAGCGAGCUUUUAAUUUUAUCCCAUGCCACUGCUCCGAUGCAGCAGCGGUAGCGACUGUGCCAAAUUAUAAAAAAAAAAAAAAAGUUAUUCUCGAUCGUGGUGGCGUCCGGCUUGACGCGCGAGUGGUGCGUGGGUGUGUGAAAAGCCGAAGCGCACGAAAAAAAUGAUCGAGUUUCGCGGUGGUCAUUUGUCGAAGCAAUGAUGGAGAGCAGCAGCAAUGACGAGAAGCAUCAGCAACAGGAGGAUCCGGCGGCAGCUCGGAACAAGCCGAUACGAUUGCCGCGGGCCGAGACACUGGCCAAAAUCAAAUCCAUCGCUGGCCACGGAGGCCUCCUGGCUACCCUCAUGAUUUACUGUCUCAUCGGUGGCGUAGUGUUCCGCAUACUCGAGCUGCCCGCCGAGACCGAGCGCAUCAUCGAGCUCAAGGAGAUCCUGCUGCUGCGACGCAAGGCGCUGCUGGCCUCGUUCAACAACGCCAGCAGCGGCAGCGGCAGCUUCGCGGAUCUCGCCGACUGGGAGGACGCCGUGCUGCGCCCGUACGAGGCGGCCCUGCAGAACGCCGCGCGCUCCAACUUCAUGGUGGAGUACAUACCGCGGGUGAGCGAGUCCCGCGGCGACGACAGGCCCUAUCAGCUGGUGAACGAGCGCUGGUCCAUACUGCAGGCCGUGUUCUUCGCCAGCACCAUCAUCACCACCAUAGGCUACGGCAAUCUCUAUCCGACGACCUUCUUCGGCCGGCUGUUCUGCGUGCUGUUCGCCCUGAUCGGCAUACCGCUGACGCUCACGGUGAUCGCCGACUACGGCCAGCUGUUCGCCGACGCGGUCAGUGCGAUAUCGCGCAAGCUCAAGGCCAGACUGCCGCAGGAUCUGUUGAGGAGAUGCGUGCCGGCCAACGACACCUUCAACAAGUCGCUCGGAGCUCUGUUCGCGGUCGGCCUGCUGUUCGUCUAUCUGGCCUGCGGCGCCGCCAUAUUCAUGCUCUGGGAGACGCAGUGGAGCUUCUUCGAGGGUUUUUACUUUUGCUUCGUCACCAUGACCACCAUCGGCUUCGGUGACAUUGUCCCCACCAAUCCCAAGUACAUGCUCUUCUGCACGGGCUACAUUCUGGUGGGUCUCGCGCUCACCAGCACCAUAAUCGAGCUCGUACGACGCCAGUACGCCAGCUCGUGGAGACGGCUGCAGGCCCUCAGCGGCCCGCUGGCCGACGCGCUCAAAAAAAUCGGCGAGCAGGCCGGUGGCGACAUUUCCGUCCUGCAAACCGAUCUCAGAAAAUUAUUGAACAUGUCGAUGAAUCCGAAGCGCCAGAAAAAUGGCCUGAUGGGAGGACACGCGAAGGACAGCGAAGUCGACGAGGCUAUCGAGGCGAUACUGCGCGAUCUGGCCAGCGGUCGGAGUCGCAAUAUCGCCCUGAGAAAUCAGCAUCAAAACGCACUGGUACAGAUAAUCAUCUACGAGUCGAGCGUUUGAAUGAUUUUUCACUUUCUUCGAGUGACAUAAUGUCUAAUUCUUUGUAAGAAAAAUAGUAGAUAAUAUAUUUUUGAGAAAAAAAAAACGAUGCAUUGGCACAACAACGGCUGUACGCGGUCGAGGUACAACGUUUUUUUCUAAUUGAACUUGUAAAUAUGUGUAAGUCUUACCUUUGAUCAUUGCGAAUAA
This is a messenger RNA of Trichogramma pretiosum, 1710 nucleotides long. RefSeq names its product TWiK family of potassium channels protein 7-like. Gene Ontology annotation, cellular component: membrane. The transcript is spliced from 5 exons. Gene Ontology annotation, molecular function: potassium ion leak channel activity. Gene Ontology annotation, biological process: stabilization of membrane potential; potassium ion transmembrane transport. The record is from RefSeq and is a predicted model, not a curated record. Lineage: Eukaryota; Metazoa; Arthropoda; Insecta; Hymenoptera; Trichogrammatidae. Bases 253 to 1521 code for a protein of 422 amino acids.